AUGGCGUUACUGGGAGUGACUCUGAUAAUUGCCUCUCUCAUUCUACUCUGUAUGCGGAGACCACAGUGGUUUCCCUCCCUGUUUGGAGGCGCUCUUCAGCCGGAGACCAAGGAAGAAAAGCACACCGACGACGGCCUGCAAAAUCGACAUGCCCCACCAGCGCUCGUGGUCCAACAACCACACGACGCCAACGACGACAUCGACGACAAUGACGAGCAGUCAACCCCCAAGGCAUCCGCCACAAUAGGGGUUGACAACGCUCCCGUCCCAACUCUAAAUCUCUCCGAGCCAGAGCCAGAACCGGCGCCAAAACCCCAGAUCCGACCACCGGUGCCUCUGUUCUCAGCACCCUCACCAGCACAAUCACCCAACAACCUAAUGAUGCCCCCUCCCUCCCGACCACCAACCCUCCGCCCCACCCCAUCUUCCUCCCUCUCACCAGCGCCCUCCCGUCUCUCCCCCGCCCCAGCGCGAGGACCAGGCUGCUCAACCCUCGCCCCUCCCCCAACCCACUCCACCAAACCCUCCAAGCCCUCCAAAGCCGUCGUCCUCACCCCGGGGCACUCCCCUCUCGACUGGGCCCGCCUCUCCGGAAACCCCUCCGCCGACCUCCGCGGCCUCCCCCCCGGAACCCCCUACCUGCGUGUGACACCAUCCAUGCUGAAGAGACAAACCGGCAGAAAGGGGAAGGAUGUCUGGACGGUGCUGAGCGGGAAGGUGUACAAUCUCACCCCUUACCUACCAUUCCACCCCGGAGGAGAGCCAGAGUUGCUCAGGUGCGCGGGAAGAGACGGAACGAGGUUGUUUGGGGAGAUUCACCCGUGGGUGAACUACGAAGGCAUGCUGAGUGCUUGUCUGGUGGGAAUCUUUGUCACAGAGGAGGAGGCUGCUGCUGCCGCGGCGGGGGGUGGCGGGAUGGAAGAUAUGGACUGA
Podospora anserina S mat+ is the source of this 933-nucleotide messenger RNA. RefSeq lists its product as uncharacterized. Gene Ontology annotation, molecular function: heme binding. The record is from RefSeq and is a predicted model, not a curated record. NCBI's taxonomy places the organism in Eukaryota, Fungi, Ascomycota, Sordariomycetes, Sordariales, Podosporaceae. Bases 1 to 933 code for a protein of 310 amino acids. The transcript has a single exon.